Molecule: messenger RNA, 2832 nt
Organism: Pichia membranifaciens NRRL Y-2026
Lineage: Eukaryota; Fungi; Ascomycota; Pichiomycetes; Pichiales; Pichiaceae
Exons: 1
Coding region: 1-2832 (943 amino acids)
Source: RefSeq, a predicted model, not a curated record
AUGUCGUCGUCAGAGCCAGCCUAUGGCGUGAACGGAACCGCGGACGAACAGCGUGUGGUCUAUUCGUCCUCGAUAUUGUUUGAAAAGCAACCGCUAGAGGCCAUGGAGGCCUUGAUGAUUCGGCGCCAGCAGGCCAAAUUGAUCAAUAAGGAAUUGGCGGAGUGGUUCACCGCGUACGGGCGCUUGCGCUUGCACUACGUGGAGGAGUUGAAGAAGAUUCACAAGCGGGGCCAGACGCUGUUCACGGACUCGUCGCCAGCUUUACAAAACAGCAAGUUGGACGCAUUGGGGCUCUGUAACCCAUUGUGGUCGGACGUGCUCAAUAUCUUGGACGACGAGAUUAACCUGUUUGACCAGAGCACCCGCAAGAUGGGCAGAGACAUGAUUGCGCCCUUGAGGCUCUUCACGAGAAACAACGACUCGAACUUGGCAGAAAUGGACGAGUUGAGCAAGCUCGCAAGCAACUUACAGAACCCCGAGGGCACCAGUCCCGAGAUCUACGAGGACGAAUGGGCCAGAAGAGCACCUUAUUUUUUUGAGAUUUUUGAAAACUACGAUUACCAGAGACUGCUCUUGUUGAAGGACAUCUUCCUUAAGUACCAGACAGACGUCGGCGAUGUCGUUGGAAAAUUCAAGAAAGAUAAUGAGAAUGGACUGGAGCAUGCUUUGAACUUCAGUGUAGAUGAUGAGAUCAAGAGGUUCUCUCAAGAUGUCAUUGCCACAAAGUUACCGAUCGAGAACAUCAAAGUCGCAAAAGCCGAUAAGUCAAGAACCAGCACAGAUGGCUUCACCACAUCUCCAGCAGCCGCCACCGAGCCUUCUUCCACCUUCAGCAGCAAGCGCCACUCUGGUUUAUUGUCCCCACGUCGUUUCCACAUCAAAAAGAACGGUGGUGAACACGAAAGCGAGAGCUCCGCUCCUUCCAGCAAUUUGAAUCCAGAUUCCGACCAGGCAUCAUCGUCCAACAUAAGCAAACGCCACACUUCAAACACCUCCAUGUUAUCGUCUAACACCGCAGCAGCCGCUAACAACAAGAAAGAGAAAAAUUCUAUGCGUUCUAAAUUCGGCUCAAUUUUUAAGAGUCACAAAAAAGGAGGCAGAGACUCAAUGUAUGUCCCACCUUCAGCAAUCCACGAACCUGACAAUGCUUCCAUCAACACCGAAACUACAACGGGAAGCACGCGUGCCCGGACACAACGUCAAAGAAACCAGUCAGUGGCUUCCAACGCUACUCCGUCCCAAGCAUCCGUCAGACAAUACCGUCAACAAGAAGACCAGGCUUACAAGAGUGAAGAAACCCCUAGUCGUGAAGCUACACCUGUGAAACAAUCUCAACACCCGUACAGACAAUCCACAAAUUACUCCAACAACAAUCUCAGCAACACCAACAUCAACAGUAGUGCAGAGACCAAGCCAUUACCUCAAUAUCCACUUGCUCAAAAGUCACGUCAAUCUUUCCAGCCACCACCUCCACCUCCACAGCAGCAACAACAACAACAACGUCCAGUCGUUCAAGAAAGACCCACUGAGGCUUCUCUAUUCGAGCCAAUGCGUCCUACAAAGAGAUCCGAUUCUUUGUCAAGCUCUAAUGUCCCACAAGUAGGAGGCCUGGCCAGCGCCUCAACCGGUACAAGUGAGUCUGUAGCAACUCCACCAAUAACAAGCACAAGUGCAAUGACCUCAAUUCCACCUGUCUCUCGUGAAAUGGAAAACAUCCCAGAAAGUUCUCCUCUCGUCGCGUCCCCUCCUCCACCACCACCUCCUUCGUCUAGAAAGCAUUUGAGCACCGACAUGUCUAUGCUUAACGCACCUCCUGCUGCAAGACAACCUCACGGUUCUGUUCCUGUUCCACCAAGUCAACGUAGAAGUGUCUCAAAUGAUCAAAUAUUGCAACCAGCUGCCACAGGUACUCACCAACCGGAUAAUACUUCCAACCUUCUCGCCAAGAACACCACUGGUGGAGGUAGCUUGAUGGGCGGACAAAUUAUGCACCCCUCAUUAACCACUCCAGGUCUCAACUCUUCCAUUGUUGAAUUGUUCAACGCAACUUUCAAAGAUGGGAAACUGGCCCGCUCAAAUGCCAUUGGUGAAGUGGCAUUUUCCUUCAUCGUAGAUGAAACAAAUAAGAAACUUCCGAACGAAAUAGGCCUACAAAUCUCAUCUAAGUCAAAUGGACUCCUUCCAAACUUUAUGGUGAAUCCGAUGUUCUUACAACAGUCUGCAACAUCACCUGGAUCUUUCAGUAUUUCAGACCCUACUCAAAUAUCGAUGAGAACUGUCGGGGGACUGAAGUAUAUGUUGAAUAACCCAACACCUCCAAUUGUUAUCACCCCAAUUUGGAAGCAUGAAGAUAAACAGUCAACCGUUAUUAUUUCAAUCAAGCCAACAAGUGAACUCGAAUCUUACUUGGCGCAUGAAUCUUUAUCUUUAUCAAAUAUAAUGGUUUCUGUUUCUAUCCAGAAUGCCGUGGUACUAUCAGCUGCAACUAAACCACCUGGUUCCUUAAACAAAGAAAAGGGACGUGUUACUUGGAUCUUACCUCACCCAAUUGUUUUCAACUUUUCCAAAAAGGAAGAACGUUUAGUUGCCAGAUUUAUAACCAAUUCAAGGGCUUCUGAGAGUGAUACUGGUGUUCAAAUGAGAUUUAACAUCUCCAACGAAGAUGGUGCAGGACGAAUUGAUUUCUUGAACACUGAUAUGGAAAUCAAAGCCAGUGGUGUUAGUAUGGUUGAGGAUCCAUUUGGGGAUGGGAUCAGUAAGCAAAUAGAUGAUUGGUCUGAAGUCCCAACAUUGAAAAGUUUAGUGGCUGGUAGUUAUUCCGGCCAUUCAUGA